UCUGUGAUAAUUCGGAAUUUAAUUAUCCAAGAUUAAAUUACAGUAACAUAGUACUGAGAUUACAAGAAAUUACCAGUAAACGAUGACGAAUGGAAUAUUUAAUCGGUAAUCAAAACAUAAGCAGAAGGCAUUUAUAUUAGUAAUCUUGAGUGGCUGAUACAUGAGUUAUCUUGCGUAGGUCGUGGCGGUAUUUAGUCUGUUGUUAGUUAAGUAACCCAGCGACAGUGUCUUAGCUAUUUUUCCCAGUUAAUGAGCUUUUUUUUUCAUGUUACGAGUGGAAUAUGUAGCAAGAGCGAGAGUACUGUUUGUGGCUUGAGAUGUUAAUGUAGUGAACGUUUUGGGGAGUUAUUAGUGGGUAGGUGAUAACCUCCUCGCAUGACUAUGGCUCCCAUCUCCAUGGAGUCUUCGUCAGACAAGGCAAGAGUGACGGACGAUCAUCGGCACAGCAGCAAAGAGGACCUCAGAACAGCUGCUGACGAGGAGAGCCAACAGCACCUAGGGGUGCAACGGAUGCAAAAACAGCAGCAGCAGGAACAGGAGACAGACCAGCCACAGGAGAAACAGCAGCAACAGGAUGUGCAGUGCCUGCAGGAUCAGCACCAGCAGGAGGGUCUUCGACCUCCUGACGGAGGCUGGGGCUGGAUGAUAACUGUGGGCGCCUUCUUAAAUGCGUUAACUAUACCGAUGUUGUCCCCGUCCUUCGGUAUUCUGUUCUCUCCUCAACUUCUGGAGUGGCGAGUGUCCAGCACCACCGUCGCUGUCAUCUACAGCGCCUACAUGGUAGUAUGGAAGCUGACUGGUGUCAUCGUGGGCUCCCUGGCACGAGAGUUUGGCUUCAGGAAGGUGGCCAUGACGGGGUCACUGCUCAAUGCCUCCUGCCUCACCUUCAGCGCCUUCGCCACCUCUCCUGUGCUCCUCUUCGUGUUUUUCUCACUCGGAGUGUUGUUUAUAACAAAAGUUUGUGAUCUUCCAGGUCUGGGAAGUGGACUAACAUGUGUGGGCUUCCUAAAUAUUGCUCAGUACUUUGACAAACACCGUGGCUUAGCAAACACCUGUAUGACAGCUGGCAUCGGGCUAGGUAAUUUCAUGGGUCCUCUUCUCAUCGAGCACCUACAGGACGAGUAUGGUUUCCAGGGCGCUACGAUGAUCCUUGGAGCCAUCCUCCUUCACGGGUUCGUGGAAGAGAACUCAGAAAUCACAAAAUGCGACAGUUCCAUCGUCUCUGUUUUGCAGCAGGAAGAUUGUGUGCGGGCAGGCGUAGAGGGACGAACUCAUUCACAUGAAGCAGUAGAAGGUGGCAUGGAAGCAAUGUUCGCUUACAUCUAUUGUCUUCUA
This is a messenger RNA of Cherax quadricarinatus, 1335 nucleotides long. Lineage: Eukaryota; Metazoa; Arthropoda; Malacostraca; Decapoda; Parastacidae. The record is from RefSeq and is a predicted model, not a curated record.